Molecule: messenger RNA, 1948 nt
Organism: Osmia lignaria (orchard mason bee)
Lineage: Eukaryota; Metazoa; Arthropoda; Insecta; Hymenoptera; Megachilidae
Gene: tll
Product: nuclear receptor subfamily 2 group E member tailless
Biological process (GO): regulation of DNA-templated transcription
Molecular function (GO): zinc ion binding; sequence-specific DNA binding; DNA-binding transcription factor activity
Source: RefSeq, a predicted model, not a curated record
AUGCAGAACCAGGAACCACAGAUUGGGCAUAUGCCUGUCUCGCAGCCGAAGAUGCCCGCCUCUUCCAGUCGCAUUCUUUACGACAUCCCUUGCAAAGUGUGCCGAGAUCAUUCUUCGGGGAAACACUAUGGUAUAUUUGCGUGUGACGGGUGUGCAGGAUUUUUCAAGAGAUCGAUAAGAAGGAAUCGUCAAUACGUUUGCAAAGCGAAAUCUGAAGGAGGAUGUAUGGUGGAUAAAACGCACCGGAAUCAAUGUCGAGCAUGUCGCUUGGCCAAAUGUAUUCAAGCUGGCAUGAACAAAGAUGCUGUGCAACACGAACGUGGCCCACGAAACUCGACUCUACGAAGGCAGAUGGCCUUGUAUUUUAAAGAACCCGAAAUGAUGGCCAACAUGGUGCCCCCACCAGCCGGAGCCUUGGAUCUAGCUUUGCCCAAACCAGAACCCCGAGUUUCUGUCGCAGCGCCAGCCCCUCACCAUCCCAUUCCACACCCUAUUUAUUGUAAUAGCAUGGCCAUGUCGAAGAUUCCGGUCAGUAUGGCGGGUCUACAAUCGGUGCCGUUGAUCCCAGCGAUAACAGCCGAGUCCAUCUGCGAGCAAGCUGCGAGAUUACUCUUCCUGAACGUCCACUGGGCAAGAGACCUGGCUGCUGGAACGAACCUAGCGAUGGAGGACCAACUAACCCUACUAGAAUCCUCCUGGAGAGAACUGUUCCUCUUAGCAGCCGCUCAAAUUCUACCGACACUAGAUCCAACCGCUCUUCUUCCUCCUGGUCACCAAGGAUUGGGCCUAGCCGUUGAAGUGAAUCGGUUCAAAGAGACCCUGGCUGGUUUCCACGCGAUGAACCUCGAUCAACACGAAUUCGCGUGUAUCCGAGCGAUCGUGCUCUUCAAGGCUGGUUUGGACAGCGAACCUCUUCCCAGCAGCAGAAGCAGCAAUGGUUCCGCGUCGCCCAGUACCGGAAGUAGGCUCAGAGAUGCGGCCGCAGUGGCGAGAUUGAGAGACGGAGCUCAAUUGGCUCUUGGACAGAGAUUAAGUGGUGCAUCCUUCGGAGCUCUCAGGUUUGGGAAAUUGUUGCUGUUGCUGCCGUCGCUUCGUUCAGUCUCCACCCACGCGAUCGAGGAACUAUUCUUCCGGAGAACCAUCGGAGUCAUCCCGAUUGAGAGGAUCAUUUGCGAUAUGUACAAGGCUGCUUGAACGGGUCAUUCGGAAUCAUGGUAAUUGGAAUUAAUCGAAAAGCUUUUGGAUUAAAAGAGUUUUAAAAUGGCUGAAUUUUUGUCUGAAGAAGAAUUUAUGAAGAUAGAAAAUUUGUUAAAUGAUGACCUGAGAUCAUCUGCUCUGAAUAUUACUCUUUUUUAGAGUUUUAUUACAAGGACCUGUAAUUCUCCAAAAUCUCAAGUUAUUAUGAGAUGUAUAUAUAAUUUGAGCACAAGUGGACAUUUUAGAAGAAAGGUUUAUUAGUAAGUUGGGAGAAAGAUUGUGGAAUAAUAUUGAAUAAUGAACUAACUUCAUUAAUUAUUGAAAUAGGCGCAGAAUACUCGUGGAAAUCAACUGUGAUGGGAACAUAUCACAAAAGAUAAAACAUUUAAAUGAAAAUGUUUUAUAAAUGAAUUAUUUUUGUAUUAUUAUAUUAUACUGAAACGAAAGUUCGUACAAGGUACGUCGAGAGCAAUAAUUCAGCAACUAUACGUGUAUCUUAGUGACAUUAUGUUUUAUUCGAGCGAAACAAUCAAGUUUAAUUCAAGAAAUUAUAGAUUUAGGGUAGUAAUGUUUAUAAAAUGUACUUUGUUUUAGUCGCGUUCGUUGCAAUAUGAAAUACUUCAAAACGUAAAAAAUUUAGGAGUAAUUAAGGAUUUUUAGUUAGACUAAACGAAAUGAACCAUGUGUAUAAAUGUAAAUUACGAUAAAUUUGUAUUAAUGUUAAACAGCAAUGAUUAUUUCAAAUGUACGA